This is a messenger RNA of Owenia fusiformis, 2724 nucleotides long. The record is from the annotation of a GenBank genome assembly. NCBI's taxonomy places the organism in Eukaryota, Metazoa, Annelida, Polychaeta, Sabellida, Oweniidae.
AAGGAGAAAAGAAAAUUUUCGAUUUUCAUCGACAUAUUUUUGUUGAAAUAAAGCCACAGUUUUGGCUUAUCUGUUACAGAUUUUAAGUAAAUUAUGUUGUGAAAUAUAAAUAUGGAUAUGAAAAAUUUAUUUGAAUUUCAAAAAACUGUGAUAUUCUUUGGGAUACUCGCUCAAUUAGUAUUAGUUGCCUGCGCUAUAGAUACACAACACCAUGCACAUAAUCUUGGAACAAUUUCACAAGAGACUUAUAUUACAGUCAAUUGGACAGCGCCUCAGGAUGAUAACUUUACCAGCUUUCAGUUAGAAAUAUAUCAACCAAUACAUCAACAAAACGAUACCAAACAUAUGUUUGUGGAUGUACCCCACAAUGAAACAACAGUUAAUGUCACAGACCUACAACCUGGAACUAAUUAUAUCAUCAAACUUUGGGUGAAUGUCACCACAGAAAUAGGCAACACAACAGUGUCAAACCUAACAGAUUCUGGAAAUGUUGUGGUGAAGACUUUGGGAUAUGGUCCAGAUAUGCCAUGUGGGUGUGACCCAAUCGGUUCUGUGGAUCAACAGUGUGACAACCACACUGGGCAAUGUACCUGUAAACCAAACUUUGGAGGAAAGAACAUGUAUGACACUGGUGAGGAACACAGAACAUGUCGCGGAUGUUACCAUGGCUACUAUUUAGAUAAGGAUGCAUGUAAGAAGUGCCAUUACAGAUGUAACAAUGUGACAUCAUAUGGGUUGUGUCGUCUUAAAGAGGGAACUGGUGAAGUUCAUUGUGACCCCUGUAAAGAGGGGUCAAUGGGGCAGUUUUGUCAGAAGUGCGCUGACAACUAUUAUCCAAGACCAUCCUACGGAAACCACUAUGGCGAACAAGGGUGCCGACCAUGUAAUUGCAACGGGAAUGAGGACAAGACGGAACAUUUAUAUUGUGAUAAAGCAGGGAGAUGCACACACUGUGCGUUUAAUACAACAGGAGACAACUGUGAAAAAUGCCUGCCAGGAUUUCUUGGAGAUCCUAUCGUUGCCAAGAACUGUACCCAUCCUGACCCUCGACACAUGAUCCCGCAUCCACCACACCAGAAUGUUGUCCUUAUUGGUGCAGCUAUUGUAGCGGGAAUUGCGCUAGUAAUAAUUCUUGCUGUAGUUGGUUACAAAAAAUGCCGUCACUGUCGUGGACAGAACAAUCAAUUCUGGUCAAUCAAGCUCCGCGAAGACCAAGAAGCAGUGAGUUUCACCACAUAUAUGGAUAUGGAUUAUCGUAGCGUGGAUGGACCCCCAGGUAGGGGUUCUGCGGAUGCAUCAGGAUUGUACGACAUCAAUCGACCAGAUGUGCAAUUUUCCUCUGGGAAAAACCGAUUGAUUUUAGAUCAUGAUACACACCCAACAGGCCCCAUAUAAGGUGCUGAGGGGGGAGAGGGGUAAGGUUCCAUACAUCCCAGGGUACUGUUAUGUAAUCCUCAGUCAUGGGAUUAAUCUUGACUCCAAGAUGGUGAGAUAUUUAUUCAAACUUCUAUAUUCAUUUGCCAUUAGAGGCCUGUUUCUGAAAAAUACAGUGAUUUUUGUAAUUCAACGACCUCAUAUACAAUAUAACCAUGGUUCAUUUUUUAUUAGAAAUAUUUUAUUAAGAGAGCUUGCCCAGAAGAAAUAAUGCAUAUAUUAUGGAGGAAGGGAAAUAUCUAGUAUUUUUAAGAAAUGGGUCGCAAAAUAAGGUGGCUAAAUUGGUAAUGCACAUGAACACCAUAUAUUGGUGACAAGUUGAAAUGUAUAAUAUUUGCAAGUAUUUUAAAGGAAUGUGUUUCAUUUAAAUCUGCCAAGUGAAUGGCAUACUGCAAAAUCUGUAUAGUGUAAUAGCUCUGUUAUUUACCUAGACACCAGUAGUUAUAUACAUUCAGAGUUUUUGAAACCACAUUUUGAAAAUUUUCAUGUAGCAUUCAAAUAUGUCAAGAUUGUUUCUACUGUCAUCUAAUGAGUCUUAUUGAACAGGUUGUACCAGUAUAUAACACAUCUACAUCCUGGCCUGUAAAAUCAUUUUACCAUAUUUUACGAAAGACCAAAAGUCUAUAUAUAUAAUUAAUGCAUUGUUUGUGAUACUGUGAAACAAAGUUAUUUUGCGACCAUGCUGUUCUGCUAAUUAUCACUUGUGAAUUUAAAAUUUCUUGAAUAAGUCAUCAUUUUCCAUGUAGGUACUGUGGCCUAUAAUCAGUCCAGGGAUUAAGCAUUGUAUAUCCAAAUGAAUUGAAUUUUUAUAUGAAAAUAGAAUGCUGAAUUCUCCACAUGCAGGCUUCUUUGCAAUGCAUGCUAAAUCAAAUUUGAGAAAUUGAAAACUGAAGAUCAGACUGGUGUGAGAGGACAGGCCAAAACAUCAAUCUCUGCCAGAAGCUUUAAGCAAUGAAUGUAUACAAUCAGGAAGAUUAAUGGGUCAAGUUUGACUUGCUUAAUGUUUUUUGACAGGUGUUGAUUUAUUGAUCCAAACCAUAAGAAGUAAUUUAUGUAUGCAUUUAUACUUGUGGGAAAUCCUAUUGAUAGGAGGAUAUUUAUUGUGAAACCUGUGAACCCUGAUAUUAUGAAGUCUUGCCAUUGGCUUAUUAUGUCACCACCACAAAUGGUGACUUACUGUCAUAGUCUCCAACUAUUUUUCAGACAGUUUCAGUGUUUGGCAUCGGGGAGGGGCUCUUUGUUAGGCGUUUGGUGGUCAUUGUUUGACAUUUGUAACAAAUGGCAGGUGGU